AUCAAAUUCAAGGUACGCUCCGCCAAAACUCCAAUCAGCUGCACGACAACAACAAUUUUGCGGAACCCUCGAAAAGCAGUACCCCACGCUUUAACAACUGUACAUUUUCAUACCCUCUCUCCGUCCCCUUGAUACACUAUAAAUACAAACAAUUGCUCGAUUUUCCUCCCAACAACAGAAAAUUGUGCUCGUAUCGGUGGAAAAAAAGGUGACUAAUUAAUCUGUCUCCGCCUGUUAUAGGGUUCGUCGAUUGAUUCGUCGCAGAUUUUAUUUUAAGUAAUCAUUGUAAUGGAGGCGCCCAUGGAUGCUGCACCUGAGACGCAGCCGGAACCCUCCGUCACUGCGGCGGAGGAGGUUGAGGAGCAGCAAGAAGAUGAUGAAAAUGAUCUUUUGAUGGCAAAAGCUCAGUCGUUGAUUGAUAAGAUCACUUCGGACCCCGACAACCCUAGCCCCAAAGUGCUUCAUGCUCUCUCCACUAUUCUCGAGACUCAAGAAUCCAGAUACAUGGAAGAUGGAGAUCACUCUUCAACAAAUAAUGGCAGGGCAUCUCAUAAUAUUGGACGACUUGGGAACCUUAUUCGGGAAAAUGAUGAAUUCUUUGAAUUGAUAUCUUCAAAAUUUCUGACUGAUAAUAGAUAUUCCACAUCUGUCCAAGCGGCCACGACAAGGCUUCUCGUCAGUUGUUCCUUAACUUGGACGUAUCCCCAUGUUUUUGAUGACGAUGUUCUAGCUAACAUAAGAGGCUGGGUGAUGGAGGAGAUACCCAGGUCAUCUGCUGAGGAUCGCAACUGGAAGCAUGACAUUGGGAGAAGAAAAACAUUAGAUUCUGAAAUGUUGCGCACUUAUGCCACUGGUCUUCUUGCUGUAUGCUUGGCUUGUGGUGGUCAACUAGUGGAAGAUGUGUUAACUUCUGGACUGUCAGCUAAGUUAAUGCGGUAUCUACGCUUCCGUGUUUUGGGUGACCCAAACGCUAACCAGAAAGAUGGUAAUCCAUUAGGUGAUAACAAAAAUGCAUCAAACACUGCAAUCCCCACCAAAUUGAAGGAAGAAGGUAGGGUCAGGUUGCGGCCAGUGGCAGAAACUUCCGAAAUUGAUGUACCCAAUAAAGAUCCUGCUGUAUUAGGUGACUCUGAUAGGGAUAAUGACCGGUGUGCCAGUAGGCAUGCAUAUGGGGAUGAAUGUUGGGUUGAUGAGGAACCUCCUGAUUCCAUGGUGCUUGAGGUUGAUGCCCAUGAGGCAGGAGCAGAUGGUGAAGACAAAACAAAUAUCAGAGUUUUUGGUGAGUCAAAGACCAAACCUUCUGGAAAGUCCCACAGGGAAGAAGAAGGUGAUGAAAAUAUGAGAGAUGAGUCUUCCAGACGAAGGCCAAAUCGUGGAUUGUCCAAAUUUCGAGGAAAGGGUCGGUCUGGUGAAGGAGUAGCAGAGAAUGAGCAAAAUUUGACCUCUCCAGGUUCUGGCAGUAGGUCAGGACAGGCACGGAGUGCGAAAGACAGGAAAUAUCAAGAUCCUAGAAAAGUUUCAGAUGCUAAAAGGGGCAUCGGUAGAAUCAAUACCGAUUAUUUUAUCCCUGAAAGAGACGAUAACGACGAUUGCUUCCAAGAAUGUAAAGUUGGUUCUAAAGACAUCAUUGAUUUGGUAAAAAAAGCUGUCAGAGCUGCUGAAGCUGAAGCAAGAGCAGCCGAGGCUCCCAUUUUAGCUAUAAGAGCAGCCGGUGAUGAUGCUGCCGAAUUGGUUAAGACUGCUGCAAUGGAGGAAUACAAGAAAACAAAGGAUGAAGAAGCUGCAGUGCUUGCUGCUUCAAGAGCUGCAUCCACAGUAAUAGAUGCUGCGAACGCAGUUGCUCUCUCAAGAAAAUCAAGAAAUGCCGAUGAUGAUUCAGGAAACUCCAAGUCAACAGAUCCAGAAUCUAUUGAAGAUGUUCUGGAGUUCUCCAUUCCUGACGCGCACUCCCUAUCAAAGCUAAGAGAGAAAUUCUGUAUUCAGUGUCUUGUGAUUCUGGGGGAAUAUGUCGAAGUUCUUGGUCCUGUACUUCAUGAAAAGGGUGUUGAUGUGUGUCUUGCUCUGCUGCUGAAAACUUCUAAGAAUAAAGAGGCAUCAAACAAUGUGCCCCCUUUACCUGAUAUUCUGAAGUUAAUCAGUGCAUUAGCUGCUCAUCGGAAGUUUGCUGCAUUAUUUGUGGAUCGUGGUGGCAUGCAGAGACUCCUUGCUGUACCCAGAAACGCCCAUACCUUUUUUGGUCUCUCUUCCUGCUUAUUUACAAUUGGUUCAAUUCAAGGGAUAAUGGAGCGUGUUUGUGCACUUCCUUCAAAUAUAGUCCACGAGGUUGUUGAGAUGGCUCUCCAACUUCUUGCGUGUCCACUUGAUCAUCAGGCCAGAAAGAACGCUGCUUUGUUCUUUGCUGCUGCUUUCGUCUUCAGAGCUGUUAUUGAUGCAUUUGACGAACAAGAAGGUUUGCAGAAACUACUCUCCCUUCUGCAUGAUGCCGCUUCAGUGAGGUCUGGCGUGCCACCUGGGUCAUCGAGUAAUGGGGGAGCACUUAGAAAUGAUCGAUCUCCUGCAGAGGUACUGACCUCUUCUGAGAAACAGAUAGCCUAUCAUACAUGUGUGGCACUGAGGCAAUAUUUCCGAGCUCAUCUCCAUUUGCUCGUGGAUUCUAUUCGACCCUCCAAAAACAUUCGGAGUGCGCCCAGAAACAUUUCGAGGGCGGGCUACAAACCGCUCGACUUAAGCAAUGAGGCAAUGGAUACCGUAUUUCGUCAGAUACAGAAGGAUCGGAAACUUGGUCCCGCGCUCGUGAGGGCACGUUGGCCUGUGGUUGACAAGUUCUUGAGCUCAAAUGGUCAUGUCACCAUGUUAGAGCUGUGUCAGGCUCCAGCGGUCGAACGCUAUUUGCAUGAUUUACUUCAAUAUGCGCUUGGUAUUUUGCAUAUUGUGACUCUGGUUCCUUAUAGUCGCAAACCUAUUGUGAAUGCCACUCUUAGCAAUGAUAGAGUGGGUAUAGCUGUUAUUUUGGAUGCAGCAAAUGGUGCUGGUCAUGUUGAGCCUGAGAUUGUCGAGCCGGCGCUGAAUCUUUUGAUAAAUCUCGUCUGCCCUCCUCCGUCGAUAAGCAAUAAACCAAGUCAAGGUCAACAAACUUCUUCCCAAACUGGAAACCAAGUCUCAGAGAGAGCUCCUCCAAAUCUUCCUAACCAGAACGAACCUAGGGAACGAGAACCAGCUUCUGUGGAUAGAGGCAACUCAUCUGUAGUGACAUCAUCCUCUGUUGGUAAUGCAUCCUCGCAAACAUCUGCAUCUGCAGUUGCCUCUGGUUUAGUCGGAGAUCGUAGAAUAUCUUUAGGUGGGGGUGCGGGUGGUGCUGGGCUUGCUGCACAACUGGAACAAGGGUAUCACCAAGCUAGGGAAGCUGUUCGAGCAAACAACGGCAUAAAAAUCCUUCUUCAGCUUCUUCAGCCUCGGAUGGUGACAUCCCCUGCUGCCCUUGACUGCCUACGUGCUCUCACGUGCCGAGUUCUUCUUGGUUUAGCCAGAGACGAUACAAUUGCACACAUACUGACAAAGCUUCAGGUGGGAAAAAAACUUUCAGAACUUAUUCGAGAUUCGGGAAGCCAAACCCCCGGUGGUGAGCAGAACAGGUGGCAGGCAGAGCUCGCCCAAGUGACUAUUGAGUUGAUUGGGGUUGUGACUAAUUCUGGACGUGCAAGUACUCUUGCAGCCAGUGAUGCAGCUACCCCAACUUUGAGGCGUAUCGAGAGAGCUGCUAUAGCUGCAGCUACUCCUAUUUCGUACCAUUCUAGGGAACUUUUGCUCCUGAUCCAUGAGCACCUACAAGCAUCUGGCUUAGCAGAAAGUGCAGGUGCACUUCUCAGAGAGGCAAAGUUGACACCAUUACAAGCCUUAGCUGCACCAUCAUCUUUGGCACAUCAAGCCUCCGAACUAGAACCUUCGGCGGUGCAAAUCCAAUGGCCAUCUGGACGUGCGCCCUUUACCUUCUUGUCAGAUAAAUUAAAAGUUCCCCUUAAUCAGGAGGAUCCUAGCUCAAGAUCCAAUUCAGUUGCCUUGUCCGUGAAGAAGAAAUCAUUAACAUGCUCAGAUGCACACGGUUUCUCAAAAACAAGAAUUGAAGACAGUCCUGUACCAUCAAGCAGCAAAACAAAUCUAAAUUCACCCAAAGUGUCGGUGGCUGCCGAAGUUUUAGGAACCCCGACAUUUUCUUCUUUGAAAUCUGGUGGGGAGACGGAUACCCAGACAAGAACUCCCAUAGUUUUGCCUUUAAAACGGAAAUUUUACGAUGCAAAAGAAAGUGGGCCGGCUUCAUCGGCAAAACGACUCAACACAGGCGAGCACACUCUUAAAUCUCCCGGUUUUUCCACACCAAGUACCAUAUGUAGGAAUAAUAAUCUGCAGUCAGAUGCACACCUAUUUGCCACACCAAUUUCUACUCGGUCAGUACCAAAUAUCCAGACAUCUUCCGAUAUCGACGAAAACCCGUUGACCGGUCAACCUACUCCCUCUCAACCUGGGCUUCUGUCCGAAUCCCAGCCCUCGGCCCCCGAACGCCUCACCUUGGAUUCCAUCGUCAUCCAGUAUUUGAAACACCAGCAUCGCCAGUGCCCGGCUCCAAUUACGACUUUACCCCCACUCUCGCUUUUGCAUCCUCACGUCUGUCCUGAACCGAAAAGAAGCCUCGAUGCCCCGUCAAACGUCACUGCACGCCUCAGCACUCGCGAAUACAGAAACAUGUACGGUGGGAUUCACGGGCGCCGCAAGGACCGCCAAUUCGUGUACAGCCGAUUCAGACCUUGGAGAACUUGCAGGGACGACAAUAGUUCGCUCUUCACCUGUAUUGCUUUUCUUAAGGACUCGUCACAUGUUGCUGUCGGUGGUCAUACUGGGGAGCUGAGAGUGUUCGACUCUAACAACAAUACAAUCUUGGAGAGCUGCACAAGCCACCAGUCCCCUCUCACUCUUGUUCAGACGCACUUUUCUGGGGAUGAUCAUCUCGUCCUGUCGUCAAGCUCCAUGGACGUUCGAUUAUGGGACGCGUCUUCGAUUUCUGGUGGGCCCAAGCACUCGUUUGAGGGUAUUAAAGCCGCGCGGUUCAGUAAUUCGGGCUCGAAGUUUGCUGCAUUGCGGGCCGACUCGCCUCGCCGGGAGAUUCUUCUGUACGAUGUGCAUACGUAUCAGCUGGAGACGACGCUGAUGGAUACGUCGAGCAAUGUGUCGGGCCGUGGGCAGGCGUACUCUCUGGUUCACUUCAGCCCGUGCGACUUGAGGCUUCUUUGGAAUGGAGUUUUGUGGGACCAUAGGAGCCCAGACCCGAUACAUCGGUUUGAUCAGUUUACUGACUAUGGCGGUGGGGGAUUUCAUCCUGCUGGGAAUGAGGUUAUCAUAAACUCGGAGGUGUGGGACCUACGCAACUUCCGGCUCCUACGGAGCGUCCCGUCGCUCGACCAGACAACCAUCACGUUCAAUGCCGGGGGAGACGUCAUCUACGCCACCCUGAGGCGCAACCUCGAGGACGUGACUUCCGCAUUCAACGGUCGGCGCGUGAAGCACCCCCUCUUCUCCGCCUUCCGCACGGUUGACGCCGUCAACUACUCGGACAUUGCCACAAUCCCCGUCGAUCGAUGCGUGCUCGAUUUCGCCACCGAGCCCACCGACUCCUUUGUGGGCAUUGUCACCAUGGAUGACCAAGAUGAGAUGUACUCGUCCGCUCGGGUUUUCGAGAUCGGCCGGCGCAAGCCGACCGACGAUGACUCGGACCCAGACGAUGCGGAGAGCGAGGAGGAAGGUGACGAGGAUGAUGAGGAGGAUGAUGAAGAUGAUGAUGACGGGGAUUCGAUUUUGGAAGGGGAGAUGGAUGGGGAUGAUAUGAGCGAUGAUGAUGAUAUUCCGAGCGAGUUUGAUGAUGGCGAGGAUGAUAGGGAUUUCUUGAUCGAUGAUGUGGACUUUGGUGAUGGGAUUUUGGAGAUUGUGACUGAGGGUGACGAGGAUGAGGAUGAUGACGAUGAUGAUGAUGUGAUUGAGUCGUAUAGCAGUGAGGAUGAGGAUGAUUUGUUGUGAGUUUGAGUAUCACGAUGAGUUAGAGAAAUAAGAUGGUGUUUUUUUUUUCCCUUUUUUUUUGGUAACUUUUGUUUUUUAAUCUUCUCGGUAUUGGGGAGGAAGGAGAUGGGUUGUGAGAUGUGAUUAUAGGUGACUUGUCUUUUCUUUAUUUAUCGAGACAUGUUUCUGAGGGAAGGAAGGCGAUUCAUGUUAUUAAACCAAAAGAUGUCUGGAAAAAUGUACUUGAGAAAAUUUUGGUCCGAAUGUUGAGAUUUGCUGUGUUUCUUUCUUCCUGUAUCUCCAUUUUCUUGAUCAUUUUGUUGGUGCAGCUUCGGUUGACUCGAGUGCCCAUCUGGGCUAUUGGUAGAAUUAUCUUAUAUCUGUAGGCAUCCACAAGUGGCGUUGAAAAUGGAUUUCAGUGCAUAAACGUGGCUGUCUAUUCCAUUUUUCCUUGAUUGUGUUGCAUGCUCUGUAUUUUGUUUGGGCAAUCAUAACGUGCACUGAAGAUGGUAUGUACGGUUCUUUUGUUUGAACAACCACAAUGUGCAGUGCAGAUGGUAUGUACGUACUGUUCUUGGUGGGUCACGUGGAUGUGGUCCAAGUUAUUAUUUGUCACCUGUUUCACAA
This is a messenger RNA of Striga asiatica, 6669 nucleotides long. The record is from the annotation of a GenBank genome assembly. NCBI's taxonomy places the organism in Eukaryota, Viridiplantae, Streptophyta, Magnoliopsida, Lamiales, Orobanchaceae.